Messenger RNA from Mercurialis annua (annual mercury), 637 nucleotides. RefSeq names its product putative glycine-rich cell wall structural protein 1. The coding region runs from base 76 to 519 and encodes 147 amino acids. The record is from RefSeq and is a predicted model, not a curated record. NCBI's taxonomy places the organism in Eukaryota, Viridiplantae, Streptophyta, Magnoliopsida, Malpighiales, Euphorbiaceae. The transcript has a single exon.
UCCAAAUCAUAAUAACUUGCAAUUUCUCAAUUUAAUCCUCUCACUCAAACCCAAGAAUUUAAUUUCAAUACAAAAAUGCAGCCUAAAUUCUGUUAUUUGACACUCUUUGUUAUUUUCUUAAUAAUUGGAGUUACUGUUGGUGUUUGUGAAGAUAAAAUGAUUUCUCCUGAAUUGUCUAGAGAGCCUGAUAACGAGGGCGGUGGCUCUACUGGUGCUACCGGCUCCGGCCACGGCCCCAACGGGGAAUACAGUUGGGGUUGGGGAGCUAGUCCAAAUAGUGGCUGGGGAUAUGGUUCAGGUUCAGCUCGGUCGCCGAAUGGGUUUGGCAGGGGUUUUGGGUUUGGCUUUGGCUUUGGGUCUGGAAGCGGCUCAGGUUCAGGACACGGUUCUGGGUCUGGCACUGGUGGUGAAACUGGCGGUGGUUAUGGAGCUGGAAGCGGGUCUGGUAAUUCUGGUGGAGGAAGUGGUGGCGCAGGUGGCUACGGUGGCGGUCGCAGUCGCUCACCAGCUGAUUUAUAGAGAUUGUUUCAACUAAGUUUGAUCCUUUUUCAUUCUUGAAGUAUUUCAUAUGCUAAAGAAUGAAACCUAUAAGUUGGGUUAAAUAUCUAUACGCUUACUAAACUAUAUAUUUUCUUAA